Gastrolobium bilobum is the source of this 654-nucleotide messenger RNA. RefSeq lists its product as uncharacterized. NCBI's taxonomy places the organism in Eukaryota, Viridiplantae, Streptophyta, Magnoliopsida, Fabales, Fabaceae. Bases 1 to 654 code for a protein of 217 amino acids. The record is from RefSeq and is a predicted model, not a curated record. The transcript has a single exon.
AUGGGAAAUACAGUAACGACUCCAUGCUUUCAACUCAACACAAAAUCGUCAUCAUCAUCAUCAUCAUCAUCCGUGAAGCUCAUCUUCUGGGAAGGCACAGCAAGAACCCUAAAGGGGAAGCACAUAGCCGGUGAGAUCAUGUUCGAGUUCCCAGAAAUGAUGGUUUGUCAUGCAGAUUCUUUCUUCAUUGGACAACCUAUCCCUUCUUUAUCCAUUGACGAUGAACUCAUGCAUGGCCAAACCUAUUUUGUUCUACCCAUUGAUCGUUUCGUAUGUGACAACCUCUCUGUGUCUUCAAUAUCUGCCUUUGGAUCAUGCCCUAACAAGUCCCCUGUUAAGUUUGGGGCGUGUCCUUUUCAAUACUUGAAGGGUUCUAAUGGAAGGACCUUGAUAAAGGUCACACCAGAAUUCAUCACUAGGCUCAUAAGUGGAGAUAAAGAGAAUAAUAAUGGACCUUGCAGCAGCAGCAACAACAACAGCUUCCUUUGUAGCACUCCUGAAUUGCAAAAGCAUUAUGAACAGCUUGUGAAGUCUAAGGACCAGGUUUGGUCACCUAAGCUUGAAACCAUUUCGGAAUACAAGGUUAGGUUUUCACCAUGCAGAUUCAUAGAAUGGAAAGAAAAAGAAAAGUCUGGGGAAUUGUUUACUAGAUAG